This is a messenger RNA of Sphenostylis stenocarpa, 669 nucleotides long. Lineage: Eukaryota; Viridiplantae; Streptophyta; Magnoliopsida; Fabales; Fabaceae. The record is from the annotation of a GenBank genome assembly.
AUGGGUUUUGCCAGAGCCAACCAUGAACCUCAACCCCAUCCCUGCAACAUGACCGAUCGUGAGCGUGAGCGUGAGCGGGAUCGAACUCGCGACAGAGAAAGAAAACGAAGACGGGACAAGGACGACCGUGACCGUGACCGCGACCGCGACCGUGAACGAGAGAAGGACGACCGUGACCGUGAUCGUGACCGAGAGAAGGACGACCGUGAACGAGACCGUGACAGAGGGCGUAGCAAGAGAUCUCGUUCGCGUUCGCCUGACCGAGGGCGCUCCCGCCACGCGCGCUCGUCUUCACCCAGCGAGCGCUCCCACCGGCGGCGCCACCAUCGGACGCCAUCCCCCGAACAGUCUCGGAAGCGCCACCGUAGAGAAUCAGCGGAGGAGGAGCACAAGGAGACGAAGAAAGCGGUGUCGGACUUCGUGGACGGUAUCGCUAAGGAGCAGCAGCAGAAGCAGAAGGAUAACGGAGGAGAAGCUGAGGGGAACGAGGACGAGUUGGAGAUGAUGAAGAUGCUAGGGAUUCCCGUCGGAUUUGAUUCCACCAAGGGGAAACCAGUUCCCGGUGCUGACGUCAGCGGCGUCAGAGCCGUCACCAAGCGACAGCCGCGCCAGUACAUGAACCGUCGCGGCGGUUUCAAUCGCCCAUUGCCUGCUGAGAAGAAUCGCUAG